UGAAAAGCUCUGUACAGGAAGCUUAUGGUCAGGCUUAGCCAGCUGUGGUGUGAAAGUGGGUCGAGGAGGAAAGACGAGUAAAUAGUAAAGAGGAAAAAAGGGCUGAGCGUUUUGAGUGAGUGUGUGUGUGUUUUUAGCCGAGGUCCAGGAAGUCUGAAACCGCUACGUUUGCAAAAACGAUGAGGAAUAGUGGAUGGACGGGAAAAAAAUCCAACCGGUUAACCUUUGAACCGUCUUCCUUUGUCUUCACAAGAAGUCACAAGACAAACUCCCGUAACGUUUCACGAAUGACAGCCCUAACGAGACGACACGUUCAGAAACAAGCGCGAAGGACGACACGCACAUCAUGUCCUCUGUGUAUUUCAGUCCAGGGUCAGAUUCAGGUGUAAAUGGAAACACUGCAAAGAUGGAGGACGCUAAAGUGGAGAUUGACGAUGGAAAGGAUGAGAGUGUGGUACCAGAUACAAUGUAUCACAAUAUCCGGAAGAAGAUUGCGCCUUUUGUUAUGUCCUUUGGAUUUCGUAUAUUUGGAGUGAUACUGAUCCUAGUGGACUUUGUGCUGGUGAUCGUGGACCUGUCACUGCCAGCCAAGAGCAGAGAGCUUGGGGAUACGUUGGAGGCUGUGUCCCUCACCAUCUCCUUCUUCUUUCUCCUUGACGUUCUCCUGCGGGUCUAUGUGGAAGGGUUCAAAGCUUACUUCAGCUCCAAGCUGAACAUCAUAGACGCCGGCGUUGUGGUUGUCACGCUGGUGGUCACCAUGAUCUACACUUUCACUGACCUGUCAGGAGCCAGUCUCAUCCCCAGGGUGGUGACGUUUCUUCGUUUCCUGAGAAUAAUAAUCCUGGUGAGAGUUUUCAGACUGGCAGCUCAGAGGAAAGAGCUGGAGAAGGUCACAAGGAGGAUGGUUUCGGAGAAUAAGCGGCGUUAUCAGAAGGAUGGAUUUGACCUUGAUCUUACCUAUGUCACAGACCGCGUCAUCGCCAUGUCUUUCCCCUCCUCCGGGAAGCAGUCAUUUUACAGGAAUCCAAUCAAGGAAGUGGCGAGGUUCCUAGACACUAAACAUGAAGACCACUAUAAAGUUUACAAUCUGUGCAGUGAGAAAGGCUACGACCCCCAGUUCUUCCACUACAGGGUUGAACGGGUGUUCAUUGACGACCACAACGUCCCCUCCUUAGAGGACAUGCUGAAAUACACAGCCAGCGUGCGGGAGUGGAUGUCUGCUCAUCCCAAAAACAUCAUUGCCAUUCACUGUAAAGGAGGGAAAGGACGCACAGGUACUAUGGUGUGCACCUGGUUUAUUGACAGUGACCAGUUUGAGAGUGCACAGGAGAGUCUGGAGUAUUUUGGUGAGAGGAGGACAGACAAGAGUCAGAGCUCCAAGUUUCAGGGAGUGGAGACUCCCUCUCAGAGCCGGUACGUGGGCUAUUACGAGAUCAUGAAGUCCAAGUUCAACAGACAACUACCUCCACCUAAAAGCCUCCGGAUCAAGAGCAUCCGCAUCCAUUCCAUAGCAGGUGUGGGUAAAGGUGAUGGCAGUGAUCUCAAGGUGAAGAUAAUUGUGAAGAAAGAGCUGGUAUUUCAAUGUGUGUGUGCCAAACAGGAAAACUGCAAAGUAUUUCCUGAUGUGGGCAGCAAUGCAGCAGUCAUCAGCCUACAGGACGGGCCUGUGGUUGAAGGGGAUGUUAAAGUCAUGUUUGAAUCAAGUGCUGGUCUUCCAAAAGGAUACGAAGAUGUUCCAUUCUACUUCUGGUUCAAUACCUCCUUCAUAGAGGAGAACAAGCUGUUUCUACCCAGAGAAGAGCUGGACAACCCACACAAACCAAAAACCUGGGACCUGUACAAGGAGGACUUUGGUGUCACCAUGUUCUUCUCAGAACCAUAACAAAAGCCCAUUUAGGAGAAUUAAACGGCUUGUUACAGUUGAACCUUUAAUGAUGGAUGGUGAGCAGCGAUUGGUAGAUUGACCACUAACUGAAGAUAUGAAUGAGAGCUAUAAAAUAAAAUGUGUUAAAAUGCUGUUGUAAGUAAUGGGGACCUCCACUGAAUCAAAUCAUGUAGACUGCAGUGUUGCUAUGAUGAGUCAUGGCACUGAAACUGAAAUUUAAAAUGCAAAGUAUGUGAAGAAUUCCCAUUAAUUACCUAGUCAUGUCUUCCAGUGAAUCAGCUGAUACAUGCGUAGUGACUCUU
Micropterus salmoides (largemouth bass) is the source of this 2187-nucleotide messenger RNA. It is a transcript of the gene tpte, whose product is annotated as transmembrane phosphatase with tensin homology. NCBI's taxonomy places the organism in Eukaryota, Metazoa, Chordata, Actinopteri, Centrarchiformes, Centrarchidae. The transcript has 19 exons. Gene Ontology annotation, biological process: transmembrane transport; protein dephosphorylation; monoatomic ion transport. The record is from RefSeq and is a predicted model, not a curated record. The coding region runs from base 347 to 1882 and encodes 511 amino acids. Gene Ontology annotation, molecular function: protein tyrosine phosphatase activity; phosphatidylinositol-3,4,5-trisphosphate 3-phosphatase activity; monoatomic ion channel activity. Gene Ontology annotation, cellular component: cytosol; membrane.